AUGCCUAAAACAGUUGUCGUUGGAUUGUCUGGAGGAGUUGAUUCCAGUGUAGCAGCUUAUUUAUUAAAGGAACAAGGAUAUCACGUGAUUGGUUUGUUUAUGAAAAACUGGCACGAUGAAACGGUAGUGAUUAAUAAUGAAUGCCCUUGGAUAGAUGAUAGUAAUGAUGCUUUAGGAAUAGCAGAACAAUUAGGGAUUCCUUUCCAAACUUUAGAUUUAAGUGCUGAAUACAAAGAACGAAUAGUAGACUAUAUGUUUACUGAAUAUCAGGCAGGAAGAACUCCAAACCCAGAUGUUUUAUGCAACAGAGAAAUAAAAUUUGAUGUAUUCCUUGAGGCAGCGUUAAAACUUGGAGCUGAUUUCGUAGCUACUGGUCAUUAUUGUAGAAAAGAUUCAGAAAUCAUCGAAGGGGAGGAAAUGCAUAAACUUUUAGCUGGAAAAGACGAUAAUAAAGAUCAAAGUUACUUUUUAUGUCAGCUCAACCAGUUUCAAUUAUCUAAGGCAAUUUUUCCAAUUGGAGAAUUGCAAAAGAGUGAAGUGAGAGAAAUUGCCAAGAAUCAAGACUUACUCACGGCUAAUAAAAAAGAUUCACAAGGAUUGUGUUUUGUUGGAAAAAUAAAAUUACCGGAUUUUCUUCAGCAACAAUUAAAGCCAAAGAAAGGUAGAAUUAUAGAGGUUCCAGAAACGUUUGGUGCGUAUAAAGAGUACCAGAAUCGAAUCGAAAUUGAGGAACUAGCAACUCCAUUUACUUAUCAACCCGAAGUCGGAAAAGACAAGGGAGAACACAACGGAGCUCAUUAUUUUACUACUGGGCAGCGAAAAGGAUUGGGAGUUGGAGGAACACCUUUACCUCUUUUUGUGAUUGGCACUGAUGUAAAAGAAAAUAUAGUUUACGUAGGCCAAGGAGACCAUCAUCCAGGCUUAUAUAGAAAAGCUUUGAAGAUUAAUAAGGAAGAAAUACACUGGAUACGAGAAGAUUUAAAAUUAACUUCAGGAGAAAGAUUGGAUUGUUUAGUAAGAAUCAGGUACAGACAAGAUCUUGAAAAGGCUACAUUGAUACAACAAAAGGAAGACUUGUUUAUUCAGUUUGAAAACCCUCAAAGAGGAAUAACUGCUGGACAAUUUGCAGCUUGGUAUCUAGAGGAAGAGCUUUUAGGUUCUGGAGUCAUUGCAUAA
Molecule: messenger RNA, 1176 nt
Organism: Penaeus vannamei (Pacific white shrimp)
Lineage: Eukaryota; Metazoa; Arthropoda; Malacostraca; Decapoda; Penaeidae
Source: RefSeq, a predicted model, not a curated record